GGACUAUUUAUUUGGUUAAAAAGUUGAAUUCUUUGAUUUGUUGAUAAUAUGGUGGCAGAUAUGCAGAGCUGUCAGUACUCUAACGCACUGUCGAGUGCUUCACAUAUCAUAAACUAUCAAGAAUUCAAUUCUUCAAACCCAAUGCCUGCCAACAGAGCCAUUGGUGCCGACAAUAAUGAUUUGACCGGUAAUAUAAAUAACUCGUGGAUUCAGUCGUCAACAUAUGAUCCAAACGAAAGGGACAGCUCUUCACUCGACUCGAUUCCCUCUCCAAUUGGAUCUCAUUUUGCAGAUCAACACAAUUAUCACAUCGCGGGAAGCGGUGAACGAAACUCUUCACAAUCUAACGGAUCGGAUGAUUGUGUUGGACAGGAGAGUCGAAAGUGUCUGCUGUGGGCCUGUAAGACAUGCAAACGAAAGUCGGUGUCUAUUGAUCGCAGAAAAGCUGCCACAAUGAGGGAAAGGAGAAGAUUAAGGAGAGUGAACGAGGCUUUUGAAGUGUUGAAGAGGAGAACGUGUUAUAACGCGAACCAAAGGCUACCAAAAGUGGAAAUACUUCGGAGUGCUAUCGAAUACAUCGAGAAUUUGGAGGAUUUGUUACAACAGAACAACAAUAAUAAUAAUAUAGGAAACGGUUCACAACUAACCGGUCGCUCAUCUCUGCUAAACUCGAGCUCAAUGUUUGCCAUAAAUCACUCGCGAGGAUCACAUAUGAGCUCACAAUACACUGUAAGAUCCAUUGACUAA
Molecule: messenger RNA, 747 nt
Organism: Medioppia subpectinata
Lineage: Eukaryota; Metazoa; Arthropoda; Arachnida; Sarcoptiformes; Oppiidae
Source: the annotation of a GenBank genome assembly